Molecule: messenger RNA, 897 nt
Organism: Plasmodium cynomolgi strain B
Lineage: Eukaryota; Apicomplexa; Aconoidasida; Haemosporida; Plasmodiidae
Product: tryptophan-rich antigen
Exons: 2
Coding region: 1-897 (298 amino acids)
Source: RefSeq, a predicted model, not a curated record
AUGUCGUCAUACUCCAAAUCUUCCUUCGUUGUUUCAAAAUUAAUCCUUGCCUUAUUUUUAUUCUCAUCUUCUUUCCUUUUAAAUGAAGCCACAGCAGCUUUUAGGGCGGCUCUAAACCUAACUAGGGGGUACCUAUCCAGUGCAUUAGAAAAUUCACAAGAACCAAAAGAAAGAUCAGACGAAUGGAGACAAAAUGAAUGGAAUAAGUGGGAAGAUAAAAUCGAAGAAGAAUGGGGAGAAUUCGAUGAAAAUUUAGAAGCUGAAAAGGAUGAACUGAUCAAAAUGAAUGAAAAGGAAUGGGGACCAUGGUUCGAAAGUAUCAAAAAAAAAUGGACCAAUUUCGGGAAAAAUAUAGAUGACAAAUAUAAAUCUGAAGUUUUAAAAGAAUCUUUAUACUGGCAAGAAGCGGCUUGGAGAACAUGGAUUAAAACAGAAGGAAGAGCAUUUAUACAAAGAGAUUUGGUAAAUUGGUUUACUUCCAAAGAGUCCUAUCUAUAUCGAUGGGUUUCGAACCAAUGGACCGAAUGGAAAAAUGAAAAAAUUCAAGAAUGGUUCAACAGUAAAUGGAAGCGUGAAGAAAAUGAAUACUGGGAGAAAUGGGAAAAGAAAUUGAAGCAGUUAAAUAAUUCACCCAAAAUGGUAAAUUCAAAAGAUCACGAGAAGUGGCUCAAGUGGAAAGAAAGGACGCAGCACGAACUGAACGAAUGGCAUGAAUGGGCAGAGUUCAAAGAUAACAUUUAUAUAAAUUCGAACUGGGCGAAAUGGAAGCAGUGGAAAAAUGAGAAACGGACGUUGUUUUAUAAUUGGGUGGAUUCUUAUGUGUACAAAUGGAUAAGGGAAAAUAAGUGGACUGUCUUGGUUGAUGAAAUAAAAGAAUUAACUCCUCACGAAAGUUAG